Messenger RNA from Bipolaris victoriae FI3, 1422 nucleotides. RefSeq lists its product as hypothetical. Gene Ontology annotation, molecular function: ATP binding; tRNA dimethylallyltransferase activity. NCBI's taxonomy places the organism in Eukaryota, Fungi, Ascomycota, Dothideomycetes, Pleosporales, Pleosporaceae. The transcript has 3 exons. Gene Ontology annotation, biological process: tRNA modification. Gene Ontology annotation, cellular component: mitochondrion. The coding region runs from base 1 to 1422 and encodes 473 amino acids. The record is from RefSeq and is a predicted model, not a curated record.
AUGGCGCAAGCGCCGUUAAAGCCCUUGAUUGCCGUUGUGGGUGCGACUGGUACAGGCAAAUCAGAUUUAGCAGUGGAGAUUGCACGGAAAUUCAAUGGCGAGAUCAUCAAUGGAGACGCAAUGCAGUUGUACCGGGGCUUGCCAAUUAUCACCAACAAGAUUACUCCAGAUGAAGCGAAAGGCGUUCCCCAUCACCUCCUAGGAUCCAUCGGUCUAGAAGAAGAGACAUGGACUGUAGGAAAGUUUGUGGGCGAGGCUAUGAGCAUAAUCGAAGAGAUCCGAAGCCGCGGCAAGUUACCUGUUUUAGUCGGCGGAACCCACUACUACACGCAGUCGCUUUUGUUUCAAGAUGCGCUUGCUGAUGAGCCUGCAUUGAAUUUGAACGAAAACAGUGAAAAGCUACCAAUAUUGGAGGAGCCCACUGAAGUCCUACUUGAAAAGCUGAAGGAAGUUGAUCCUAUUAUGGCAGGUCGUUGGCAUCCAAACGAACGGCGUAAGAUCCAACGCUCACUCGAGAUAUAUUUAAGGACAGGACGACCAGCAUCUGAGUUGUACAAUGAACAAAGACUCAAACGCCAGUCUUCCCCAUCUUCACCGGAUACCCCACAAUCUACUAGUAGCCCACGUCUUCGCUUUGAGACUUUAGUGUUUUGGGUACAUGCUAAUAAAGAUGUUCUGCAUCGUCGGCUUGAUGGACGUGUCGAUAAGAUGUUGAACAAAGGUCUACUUUCAGAAGUUCAGGAGCUAAGUAGUUUUGGCCAGCAGUAUGAAGCCAAGACCGGUAUUCGCGUGGAUCAAACUCGUGGUAUCUGGGUAUCAAUAGGGUACAAGGAGUUCUUGGAUUAUCAGCAUGCGCUGGAAAAUCAAUCAAUGUCACCACAAGAGCUCGAGAAAUUGAAAGUAGCCGCCAUCGAGAAGACCCAAGCAGCUACGCGCCAAUAUGCCAAUCGUCAGAUCAAAUGGAUCCGCAUCAAGCUGCUGAACGCACUGAUAGGCUCAGGACAGAAGAGAAAUACCUUCUUGGUUGAUGGGUCUGACAUCUCGAAGUGGGAUACUGAUGUCGCGCAGCCGGCGACCGCCAUCACUAAGCAGUUCCUUGCGGGCGAGGCUCUUCCAGAGCCAUCAUCACUUUCGCCUACUGCAGCAGAGAUGCUUACACCAAAACGGGAAUAUGAUCUUGGGCAAAGACCAGAUCUUUGGCAGAAGAAAGUUUGCGAAACAUGCGGAACAGUUGCUGUUACCGAAAACGACUGGACAUUACAUGUCAAGAGUCGUGCGCAUCGUCGAGCAGUGGGGGCAAAGAAGAAGCAAGAGAACACACAGGGUGUGGCAAAGAAACCUAUAAAAUCUGCACAGGCUGAUGUGGUUGAUGUUCUAGAGAGCUAUCUGGAGAGCUUUCCGGACGAGAAACACUUGGAGUGA